Fraxinus pennsylvanica is the source of this 1515-nucleotide messenger RNA. Lineage: Eukaryota; Viridiplantae; Streptophyta; Magnoliopsida; Lamiales; Oleaceae. The record is from the annotation of a GenBank genome assembly.
AUGGGAUUCUUUACGGAUGCGUACGAUCUUUUCUGCAUCUCUCUUGUAACUAAAAUGCUUGGCCGGAUAUAUUACCACGUUGAAGGGUCAUCAAAACCAGGCAGUUUGCCUCCCAACGUAUCUGCUGCUGUCAACGGUGUUGCCCUCUGUGGAACACUUGCUGGCCAGCUCUUCUUCGGGUGGUUGGGUGACAAAUUGGGUCGAAAGAGGGUGUAUGGUGUCACACUCAUGCUAAUGUCUAUGUGCUCCCUUGCAUCGGGCCUUUCUUUUGGCAAAGAUCCUAAAUCAGUAAUGGCUACUCUCUGUUUUUUUCGAUUCUGGCUUGGCUUCGGCAUUGGUGGCGAUUAUCCACUUUCGGCAACAAUUAUGUCUGAAUACGCGAAUAAGAAAACUCGCGGUGCUUUCAUAGCUGCGGUGUUUGCAAUGCAAGGUUUUGGGAUUCUGUCUGGUGGUGUGUUUGCAAUGAUAGUCUCGGCUGCAUUUGAUGCCAGAUUCAAGGCUCCAGCAUAUGCGGUUGACCCAAUUGGCUCGACUGUCCCACAGGCAGAUUAUGUUUGGAGAAUCAUUUUGAUGGCGGGUGCUCUUCCGGCUUUACUCACUUAUUAUUGGCGACUGAAAAUGCCCGAAACUGCUCGUUACACUGCCCUUGUCGCCAAGAAUGCGCAACAGGCUGCAUCAGAUAUGUCUAAAGUUUUACAAGUGGACAUUGAGGCUGAACAGCAAAAGGUGGAACAAAUAGUCGAAAAACAAAAGAAUUCUUUCGGUUUAUUCACAAGGGAAUUCCUUCGUCGCCAUGGACUUCACUUGCUCGGCACCACAAGCACGUGGUUCUUGCUCGACAUUGCAUAUUACAGCCAAAAUUUGUUCCAGAAGGAUAUUUUCAGCACAAUUGGAUGGAUUCCGUCAGCAAAGACAAUGAAUGCUGUUGAAGAGGUUUAUACAAUUGCAAGAGCACAAACGCUUAUCGCCCUUUGCAGUACUGUCCCGGGAUACUGGUUUACUGUGGCUCUGAUUGAUAGAAUAGGAAGAUUUGCUAUUCAAUUACUGGGAUUCUCCAUGAUGACAAUCUUCAUGUUUGCUUUGGCCAUUCCCUACGACCACUGGACACACAAAGGCAACCACAUUGGAUUCGUGGUUUUGUAUUCCUUAACCUUCUUUUUCGCAAACUUUGGACCUAAUGCGACAACCUUCGUCGUGCCUGCUGAGAUUUUCCCUGCUAGAUUACGAUCCACCUGCCAUGGAAUCUCUGCUGCAUCUGGAAAAAUGGGAGCAAUAAUUGGUGCUUUUGGGUUCUUGUAUCUGGCUCAAAACCAAGACAAGGCAAAGGCUGAUGCAGGGUAUCCAGCAGGAAUCGGCAUGAGAAAUUCACUCAUCGUGUUAGGCGUAGUGAAUCUUUUGGGCUUAUUAUUCAGCUUCUUGGUCCCGGAAUCGAAGGGGAAAUCUCUAGAGGAGAUGUCAGGUGAAAAUGACGAUAUGAAUGAGGCAAGUAGCAAUAAAACAGUUCCAGCUGUAUGA